Molecule: messenger RNA, 6968 nt
Organism: Esox lucius (northern pike)
Lineage: Eukaryota; Metazoa; Chordata; Actinopteri; Esociformes; Esocidae
Gene: kidins220b
Product: kinase D-interacting substrate 220b
Exons: 30
Coding region: 220-5496 (1758 amino acids)
Molecular function (GO): protein binding
Source: RefSeq, a predicted model, not a curated record
GCAUUUGACGGACGAGGAGGAAGCAGCCACCCAACAGCCAGUGCUGUUUUGUCUGGUUCACUAAAAUGGCUGUUGUCGAGGAUGGGGAAUAGCCUGUGAGCCUUUACACGCAUAUAUAUAUAAGGCGAGGAUUGAGAUUGCUUUGUCGAAGUGUGGACCAACUAGCCGUAUCCGUAUUUCUUUAAAGACAGCUGCGGACGGCAGUGGGGAGCAGUGGCCAUGGAUACCACCACCUCCAUCAAGAUGACCACUCUGGCCAUCCAGAACCUCUUCAGCUACGUGGAGGAAGAGAACCUGGCGGCGCUCAAGGCCCACCUGGAUAAGUUCAAGGAGGUGGACGGCCGGAGCGAUAACGGACAGACUCCCUUGAUGCUGGCUUCAGAGCAGGGCAGCCUUGAGAUUGUACAGGAGCUCAUCAGGAGGGGAGCAAAUGUCAACCUGGAUGAUGUGGACUGCUGGUCUGCUCUGAUCUGCGCUGCCAAGGAGGGCCAUGUGGAUGUGGUGAAGGAGCUGCUGGACAACAGCGCGUACAUCGAGCACAGAGACAUGGGAGGCUGGACGGCAUUGAUGUGGGCUGCCUACAAGGGCCGUGUGGAGGUAACCAAGGUUCUCCUGGAGAACGGAGCAAAUCCCAACACAACUGGCCAGCAAUACAGUGUCUACCCCAUCAUCUGGGCAGCAGGCAGAGGCCAUGCAGAGAUUGUUCAUAUCCUGCUGGAGAACGGUGCCAAGGUCAACUGCUCUGACAAGUAUGGCACCACCCCUCUGAUUUGGGCAGCUAGAAAAGGACAUUUUGACUGUGUGAUGCAUCUGUUGGAGAACGGAGCUGACGUUGACCAGGAGGGGGCGAACUCCAUGACAGCCCUGAUUGUGGCAGUGCGGGGAGGAUUCACCGAGGUGGUGAAGGAGCUUCUGAAGAGGAACCCCAACGUGAACAUGACGGACAAGGACGGCAACACGGCCCUGAUGAUCGCCGCCAAGGAGGGCUACACCGAGAUCGUCCAGGACCUUCUGGACGCCGGCACCUAUGUCAACAUCCCCGACAGGAGCGGCGACACCGUGCUGAUUGGAGCCGUCAGGGGGGGCCACGUGGAAAUAGUCCGAGCUCUGCUGCACAAAUACGCUGACAUCGAUAUCAGGGGACAGGACAACAAGACGGCGCUGUACUGGGCUGUGGAGAAAGGCAACGCCACCAUGGUGAGAGACAUCCUGCAGUGUAACCCGGACACCGAGACCUGCACCAAGGACUCGGAGAGCCCUUUGAUCAGAGCCACUAAGAUGAGGAACAUUGACAUAGUGGAGCUGCUGUUGGAUAAGGGAGCCAAAGUGUCUGCUGUUGACAAGAGGGGCGACACUCCGCUCCACAUUGCCAUCCGUGGGCGGAGCCGCAGGCUGGCGGAGCUCCUCCUUCGAAACCCUAAAGAUGGCCGCCUGCUCUACCGGCCCAACAAGGCAGGCGAGACCCCCUACAACAUCGACUGCAGCCACCAGAAGAGCAUCCUCACCCAGAUCUUCGGAGCCCGCCACCUGUCUCCCUCCGAGUGUGACGGCGACAUGCUGGGUUAUGACCUGUACAGCAGCGCCCUGGCGGACAUCCUCAGUGAACCCACCAUGCAGCCGCCUAUCUGUGUGGGCCUGUACGCCCAGUGGGGCAGCGGAAAGUCCUUCCUGCUGAAGAAGCUGGAGGAUGAGAUGAAAACGUUUGCUGGCCAGCAGGUGGAGCCAUUGUUCCAGUUCUCUUGGCUGGUGGUUUUCCUGUCUGUGCUGCUUUGUGGCUCCGUAGCUCUGGUCCUGGGUUUCACGUUGGAUCCCCACCUGGCCGUAGCUGUGUCCCUCAGCCUGCUGGCUCUGCUCUAUGUCUUCUUCGUGGUGGUGUACUUCGGCAGCCGUCGUGAGGGAGAGAACUGGGCCUGGGCCUGGGUCAUCAGUACCCGUCUGGCCCGACACAUCGGCUACUUGGAGCUGCUGCUCAAGCUGAUGUUUGUCAACCCACCGGAACUCCCGGAGCAAACCACCCGAGCCCUCCCUGUCAGGUUCCUGUUCACGGACUACAACCGUCUGUCCAGCGUGGGGGGGGAGACGUCCAUGGCUGAGAUGAUAGCCACCCUGUCUGACGCCUGUGAGAGGGAGUUCGGCUUCAUGGCCAGUCGCCUCUUUAGGGUCUUCAAGACAGAGGAAUCACCAGGGAGGAAGAAGUGGAAGAAGACAUGCUGCAUCCCGUCCUUUGUCAUCUUCAUCUUCAUCCUGGGGUGCCUGAUGACGGGCGUGGCGGUCCUGGCCGUGUUCCGGGUGGACGGGGCCAGCCAGACGGCCAACGCUGUGCUGAUCUCCGUUGCCAGCGUGGUGGGUCUGGCACUGGUAGUCAACUGCAGGACGUGGUGGCGUGUGGCCGACUCUGUGCUCAACUCUCAGAGGAAGAGGCUGCACGGCGCCGCCAACAACCUGCACAAGCUGAAGAGCGAGGGUUUUAUGAAGGUACUGAAGAACGAGGUGGAGUUGAUGGCGAGGAUGGCGAAGACGAUCGACGGCUUCACUCAGAACCAGACGCGCCUGGCUGUCAUCAUAGACGGGCUGGACUCCUGUGAGCAGGACAAAGUUCUGCAGAUGUUGGACACGGUCAGGGUGCUGUUCUCCAAAGGCCCCUUCAUCUCCAUUUUCGCCAGUGACCCCCACAUCAUCAUCAAGGCCAUCAACCAGAACCUGAACAGCGUUCUCCGGGACUCCAACAUCAACGGCCACGACUACAUGAGGAACAUCGUCCACCUGCCCGUGUUUCUGAACAGCCGCGGCCUGAGCAGUGCCAAGAAGAUGUGUGCCCCCGUCCCCACCAACGGAGACACUGGGAACGCUGACGGUAAUCAGUACCAGUCGGACGGCUGGCACGAGGAGCUGGACAGGAAGCUAUCGCAGCACAGCAUCGGGGAGAUGACCAAGUUUGGCAGCAAGAGCACACUGAACCGACGGGAUACAUAUCGGCGGCGUCAGAUGCAGAGGACUGUCACCAGGCAGAUGUCCUUCGACCUGAGCAAGCUGCUUGUGACGGAGGACUGGUUCAGUGACAUCAGCCCCCAGACCAUGAGAAGACUCCUCAACAUCGUCUCUGUCACAGGUCGUCUGCUGAGGGCCAAUCAGAUUACAUUUAACUGGGACAGACUGGCGUCAUGGAUCAACCUGACAGAGACGUGGCCCUACAGGACGUCCUGGCUCAUCCUGUUCCUGGAGGAGACAGACGGAAUCCCAGACCAGGCUGCCCUCAAGACCAUCUACGAGAGGAUCUCCAAGAACAUUCCCACCACUAAAGACGUUGAGCCCCUGUUGGAGAUCGACGGGGACGUGCGAAGCUUCGAGGUGUUCCUCUCCUCUCGCACACCAGUCCUGAACGCCCGCGACAUCAAAACCUUCCUUCCUUGUACUGUCAACCUGGACCCCAAACUACGAGAGAUCAUCGCAGACGUGAGGGCCGCCAGGGAACAGAUGAGCAUGGGAGCGAUGACCUAUCCCAGCAUGCCGUGCCAGGAGGCCGCUCCCCGCCCGGCCUCCAUGUACAGCCAGCAGUCGGGCAUGUCGGGCUGCUCCCCGUCCGCCUCCUUCAACGGGCCCUUCAACCCUGCGGGAGUCGGACCUCCUCCACCCCACAGCAGCUACUACAGCGGCCUGGCCGGGCCCCAGCACCCCUUCUACAACAGGCCAUACUUUCCCCACCAUGUUUACCAGCUGCCGCGCCAAUACAUGGCCAGUUUCCCCGUUCAUGCACCUCCGCCACGCCCAUUCCCACUUAAAACUGGCUAUCUCCGGGAUCCAAGCAGUGGACUUCAGUUUAAGGUAGCGUCUUUGACAAAGAAGCAGGGUCCGGCAUCCGUGGUGUCUGCUGCCCCGGCCGUGCUGCUGAGCUCCAUGAACACCGACGCAGUGUGCGAACGCGUCAAACAGAUCGAUGGCAUCGACCAGAGCAUGCUGACCCAGUACGCAGCCACCAUCAAGAAGGCCAAUGUGAAUGGUCGAGUCCUGACCCAGUGCAACAUCGAUGAACUGAAGAACGAAAUGAAAAUGAACUUUGGAGAUUGGCAGCUGUUCAGGGGAACGGUGUUGGAGAUGCGUCACGUGGAGAGCCAGGUCCUUCACGAGGAGGCGCCCAGCGAGGUGGGCAGCAGUGUGGCCGGCCACGGGGAACUGAGGCGGGAGGUGGCGCCGCCCCACGCUGGCACUGCCAGCCUCGACGUCAACUCGCCCAUGUACAGCUUCAACCUGAGCUUCGAGGAGCUCAGCAACGUGGGUCUGGACGAGCCCCCCCGACACAGCAACAACACAUGGAUGGCCCCCACCCACCGCACCCCCAGCAUGUCCAGCCUCAACUCCCAGGAGUCGUCCAACGACAUCGUCAAGCUGACGGAGAAGCAGCAGUCGGAGUACCGCAGCGCCUACCAGGAAUACAUCGCCCAGAUGGCCACGCUGGAGGUGGCCGGAGGCGGAGGGGAGAAGCCGGUGCAGCCCCACCCCAACCAGUUCAUGACCCCUUCAGAGGACAAAGCCAAGGACAAGGCCGUCAUCAAGAGGGGCACCGCCAAGCCCGCCGCCGUAGACGCCCCGGACUUCACUGCGGCAGAAUCGCCCCUGGACCCAAUCACGGAGGAGGAUGAGAAGCAGGACCCCCACGGCUCCUCCCGGACCCUGCUUGGGCGCAAGGCGUCCGGGUCCAGUGACAGGGGCAGCGGCCUGUUCCAGGGCGCCGCAGACCUCAAGAUGAAGGCCGCCGGCGGUCUGCGCUACCAGAAGCUGACCAGCGACGACGAGGACUCUGAGAACUCCGACGCUCCGCUGCUGGGCGACGGGAAGAAGCCGGGCGAGCCCAGAGCGUCCUCCGGGACCGGAACCCUGGUCCUGGCUAAGGGGAAGGAGUACCUGUCCGACGCCCUGCUGGAUAAGAAGGACUCGUCCGACUCCGGCGUGCGCUCCAACGAGAGCUCGCCCAACCAUUCCCUUCAGGACGAGGAGGCCGACCUGUCCCAGCUGGAGAGGGCCAACCUGAUCGAGCUGGACCGGGAUGACAGCCAGGGCGUGGCGGCCAGGAAGAGGGGGCUGCCCAACAGUCUGAGUGGUCUCCAGGACCCGAACGUGACUCGCAUGUCCAUCUGUUCCGAAGACCGCUUCAGCCUGCUGGCGAGCAGCCCCGAAGAGAGCUGGCCCGCGUCCAAGAGCUACAACCUCAACCGCACGCCCAGCAACACCACCCUCAACAACAACACCAACGUUCAGCACCAGCGCACCGGACAGAGGGCCCCGGUCGGCUCCACCGACACCACCUGCUCCACCCCCACCUCCUCGUCCAUCAGCGAGGUCAUCCUCUCCCCGGGGUCGACCACGAGGCCCGGGCCGCACAACGAGAAUGUCCGCGUGGUGCACCUGAAGAGGGGGCUGAACCCCGGGGACCCCCCGGAGAUCACAACCGUGUCGUCUGACACGGUCACCUUCGGAGAGGAGCGUGAGAGCAUCCUGUGAGGCCCGACAGCCUCGCCGUGCCCCACGAGGAAGGGACACCCCCUCAGAGGGAACUCCAGCAAGAUGGGCAGAUCGUUCACGUCUGAAAAUGCAUGCGCUGCUGAGUAACGUAGUUAGGCUAAAUGUGUAGAUAGAUGACGAUGUGAGAAUCAGAUGGUCCUUGGUGCGAACUGAGAAGCUGGGUCGUGCUACCUCACACUCCUACAGUAGAGUGAAACGGAAUGAGAGCGCCAAGGUCUCGUAAGUUGUAUUGUGUAUUCGCGUUGUCUUGAAGUCAAGUGAAGUGACCCCUACUAACAGUCUUAAUGGUGACUUGUGGAACUGACGGUAGCUAGUUUUUUACAGUGUAAUUAAACACUAACGACACACCGUGACUGACGGACAGCUGUCUAGAAGUCGUCUUGCACUAGAACAAGCAUGAUAGCCUGAGUGUCCAUUCGUUUGUGCAAUCCCAUCAUCUCCUUGUCAUUGGUUUCACAAUGAGUAAUGGACUUGGCCAGAGAACAGGCAGAUCUUGGACCAGGCUACAACCAUUUGCCUCAACAGUAUUUAUGUUAGUAGCUUCUGUCUGUGUCUGCUAGUGAUUUAUUGAGCUUGUAGGUUGGUAGAAUAGAAGAUUGUGUAUGUAUGCGCAUGCGUGUGUGUGUGUGUGUGUUUGUGAGAGGCUAAAUGCAGAUGAACAUGUGAGCCAAAUGAACAAAAUUGUGUGUAGGAUUUGUCUUUGUCCUGUGGCAGUAAAUGUCAUGGAGGAGAGUCAACUCAACAGUCCUGCUCAUUUCAGCAGACCCAGGGCUUUUAGCUAAGGCUUAUUUUAACAAUAUGAGCCCUAUGUGUUGUGAGUACACUUCAAUGGAAUAGUAUGCCGUUUGGAAUACAAUUCUCCCUCCAUUUAGGGUAAAAGGGAUGGACGUUGACUCUUAGAUGUGGUAUUAAUAGCGUUUAAACUAAGAAAGACUUACAUAAGAGAAGUAUCUCCAGAACAUUAUUGAUAGCAGCUAAAGUCUGCACUUGACUCUGCCGCUUGAUGUAUGGGACAGCAUGUCCUGCUUUGUAAUUAAUAUUGGUUGUAAAGUGAUUUGCUGUAUUAGUUUGUCGUGAACGGACUUCUACCACAGCACUCGUAGAAGCCAGGAAAAAACUCGUGAUUUGUGAAUCCACUGUCAAUGAAUAUAUAAACUGAAAUUAAGCAAAAUAGAAGCAUUUUACAGGCAUCGGAUUCACAAAUGGAGCCCUGAAGAUUAUUGUUGCAUGCGUAACUAACAAGCAAAAUCCACACGCAAAUUAGUUAAAAGUUCAGACAGACUGCUGUCCUGUGUUUUUGCUUGCACCUUGAUGUUGUUUAGUGUCCACCGCCUCGCCGGAGGACAAACAUGUAGAGAAAAAAAAUAACAUGAGUGAUAUUCUGUCUAUGAAAAGACGUUAGGUGCCGUCAGACCUGGUCUGACUGAAAAAUAAAAUCUGAAUGUCAGUGG